This is a messenger RNA of Corticium candelabrum, 623 nucleotides long. RefSeq lists its product as uncharacterized. Lineage: Eukaryota; Metazoa; Porifera; Homoscleromorpha; Homosclerophorida; Plakinidae. The record is from RefSeq and is a predicted model, not a curated record. The transcript has 5 exons. Bases 81 to 623 code for a protein of 180 amino acids.
CAAACUUGAGGUGCUUCAAACGUUCUGCUGUGUCAAUCGGUACUCAGUCACAGGUAGUGACCAUCGGCAUCGCCCCAGAGAUGAAACUGUGUUCAUCCGUUCGCUCCGUUUCCGUCUUUCUUUGCUCUAUUCAUUUUCUCUCCACAUGGGAAGGUGUUGCAACCGAGAACCUUCUGCCUCAGUGGCAGUUCGAUGAAACUUCUCGCUGGACUAAAUUUAAGUCCGAAAUUUACCGGGAGAGAUGGACAGACGGGAGACAUGUCAAAGUUGCGGAGUGUAGAGAGGAGCGCCAUACGAAAUGCUACGACUGUUGGUCGGUUUCUGACUUUAUCAAAAUCUCUUCAAAGAAGGCCUACGAGUUUAGCAUCUACAUCAAAUCAACGGGAAAAGACAUGCACAACUACUUCGGAUUCUAUGUCUACGACAAAAAACAAAUACAAAUAACCAACGGUAAGUGGAAAAACCCAUAUUUCAAAAGCAGUGCAAACGAUCCAAACCAGUGGACAAAGUGGACAGCUUACAUUCUCCCUCACGAAAUGUUCGACCAUGACAAAGAUGGAAUUGCCAACGGCCAGUCAUUCCACACUAAUGGAAUCGACUGGAUUUGGACUCUCCCAUCCUGA